AUGAACUUCGUUUCUGGAUUUUUCAGUGGCUUUGCCCUUACCACUUCCGUCCUUUACAUCACCAUCACAGUCCACCGCGCAACGAGGCUCGAACAGCGCCGACAGAUCCGCGAGCAGGUUGAUCAAAUAAACUGGCUCGCCGCUUCUGCUGGCGCAUAUGACCGCCGAUUCUUCCCAGAACAUAAACCUCGGAGCCUUGAAGAGAAGAAAUCCCAGAAAGAAGACCAGAUCACGAUCAAAGAUGUUCUGAAGCACAGGUGGAACCAGGAAGUUGGGAACUUUGCCCGCAAUGUACACGGGAAUCGCUGGGAAAGUGUGAAGGAGGCGGCCUGUCGGGGGUGGGAAGAUAUUACGCGCUGGGUAAAGAAGGAUUGA
Messenger RNA from Penicillium cataractarum, 375 nucleotides. RefSeq names its product MICOS complex subunit Mic12 family protein. The coding region runs from base 1 to 375 and encodes 124 amino acids. Lineage: Eukaryota; Fungi; Ascomycota; Eurotiomycetes; Eurotiales; Aspergillaceae. Gene Ontology annotation, biological process: cristae formation. The record is from RefSeq and is a predicted model, not a curated record. Gene Ontology annotation, cellular component: mitochondrial crista junction; MICOS complex. The transcript has 2 exons.